ACUAAAUUAGUUAUGUGUAUGCUAGACCACAGUUUUUGACCUAUCUUUACAAUUGUUAUCUAGAUUAUGUUAUCUUCUACACCAGCAUAGAUCUUGAUCUUGAUUUUAUAUGCAUUUUUCUUUGUAUAGAAGACUGCUUACUGGAUCAAAGACCCUGACUCUGACAAGUCAAAUUAUACGUCAGUUUCAUAAAAUGCGUUUUGUCCAAUUUCAAAGCGAAAGUGGACGUGGAGUUGGUGUCGAGCUCGGAGACGGAGGAGAUAUUGUAGAUCUUAACAAAUGCAGUUCACAAAUUCCAAAUAAUAUGAAGGACUUUAUCGCUGGUGGACAAACAUACUUGGAUAUAGCAAAAAGUGCUGUUGACACUGGUGAAAAUGUGCUGAAACGCAAUCAAGUUUCUCUCCUGAGUCCCAUUGACAACCCUGAGAAGUUGAUAUGCAUUGGAAUGAACUACAUUGAUCAUUGUGCUGAACAAAAUAUGCCUGUGCCCAAAGAACCAGUUGUAUUUAGCAAAUUUAACAGCUCUAUCAUUGGUCCCUUAGACAACAUCCCUUACCCAGAUGAAACAAAUGAAUUGGAUUGGGAAGUAGAGUUAACAAUAAUCAUUGGAAAAACUGGGAAAAACAUUCCUAAAGAUAAGGCCAUGGACUAUGUAUUUGGUUAUACUGUGGCUCAUGAUGUCAGUGCAAGAGAUUGGCAAUUACAGCGUAAUGGAAAUCAAUUUCUUAUUGGAAAAAGCAUGGAUGGAUUCUGCCCUCUUGGUCCUGCUAUAGUUACAAAAGAAGAAAUUGGUGAUCCUCACAAUUUACACCUCUGGACUCGUGUGAAUGGUGUCACUAAGCAAGACAGCAACACCAAUCAACUUGUUUUCAAAACUGAAGAAGUUGUGGAGUUCUGCUCAAGAUUUUUUACAUUGAAGCCAGGGGACACAAUCUUAACAGGAACACCUCCAGGUGUUGGAGUCUUUCGAAAACCUCCAGAAUUUCUUAAGAGAGGAGAUGUUGUGGAAGUUGGCAUUGAAAAAAUUGGAGUUCUCAAAAAUCAAAUAGUUUAGCAGCCCAAUAGCCUGUUCUCUAUUCACUAACACAAAAUCAUCAAGCUAGAGGUCAUGAGAGAUUUCUAAAAUAAAAGAUUCUUGUCUGCAUUAAUCAGCCAUUGCUGUGACUUUUUAAAAGUUUAAAAGCAGGUUUUGCAUUAUGGUCUAACUUUAAUCAAUUAACCAGAUUUUUUUGCAUUUGUCUGAAAGAAAUGUUUCCAUUUUAUUUUUAGGUUUCCUAUAAACACAUUUUACAUUUUUAUUUGUUGAAUGUACUAUUUGAAUACAGUGAUGACACUGUAGAUAAUGUAAUUUUUGUAAUACAUGCAAUAUUAUAUGUAUCUGUAAAAUUAUAUAAAACUUUUUCCGUUGCAAUCUUUUCUAAGGAAUAUCAUUUUAAUAAAAGUAAUUUAUUUCUUGCUAUUUUGCUAUACAAAUUUUUAUAAAAUGUAUGUGUGUGUGUGUAUGUAAGGUUAAUACAGAAAUUUGUUAAAAGAUUCAGAUUUACACUAUUAGAUCUACUAACUUACAUUUUUAUUAUUCAUUGUGGGUGUAGUGUUUGCUUUAUUGAACAGAUUCUGGAAAGGUCUUUCAUGUUAAAAAAAAAAAUUGCAUUUUAUUUCUGUAACUUCAAUCUCUGCACAAAUUUGUAUUGUUAAAUUUCCAAUGGAUUGUUCUCUUAAUAAAAUAUUUGAAUAUCUUGUGUUGAGUCAACAAUUAGAACCACACUAUGUUUGUGUUCAGGUCAGAGACAACAACAGUGAACAGUCUUAAUAAAAUAUAUUUGUAAACAGAAUAGAGCCCAGUAUUAUUCUUACAAUUUAUUAAUCAAAUGGAUAUGAGUUUCUAUCCUCAGAAUUAUUCUUCACAAAACAAAAACUAACCUUUCUUAACAAACUCACAAUAUGGUUGACAUUAUAAACAAAAGAGUAUUUGAUAUUAGAAUUUUUUAAAAGUCAUUAAAAAAAUUCAGUCAUAAAACUCAUUGAAAAUUAUAAUUUAUUUAAAAAAAAAAAAAACUCCAGAUUACUACAAAGAAUAGAAGUCCAAGAAUUUCAAGGGACAACAGUAAGUUUAGAAACUAUGAGUAGGGUAAAGUAAGGAUUACCUAGAGAAAAGAAAAAAAAUCAUCACAGUCUGAAACCAAACAGGAUGGAAAAAUAGAUUAACAUAUUUACUGCGUCAUUAAUUAUUUGCAAUGGCAAGCAAAGUAGGGAGAAAAAAAAAACAA
Biomphalaria glabrata is the source of this 2267-nucleotide messenger RNA. Its product is annotated as fumarylacetoacetate hydrolase domain-containing protein 2-like. The record is from RefSeq and is a predicted model, not a curated record. The coding region runs from base 110 to 1054 and encodes 314 amino acids. The transcript is spliced from 7 exons. Gene Ontology annotation, molecular function: hydro-lyase activity. NCBI's taxonomy places the organism in Eukaryota, Metazoa, Mollusca, Gastropoda, Planorbidae.